Messenger RNA from Cordyceps militaris CM01, 537 nucleotides. RefSeq names its product small nuclear ribonucleoprotein (LSM1), putative. The coding region runs from base 1 to 537 and encodes 178 amino acids. Gene Ontology annotation, cellular component: Lsm1-7-Pat1 complex; P-body. Gene Ontology annotation, molecular function: RNA cap binding. The record is from RefSeq and is a predicted model, not a curated record. The transcript has 3 exons. Gene Ontology annotation, biological process: deadenylation-dependent decapping of nuclear-transcribed mRNA. Lineage: Eukaryota; Fungi; Ascomycota; Sordariomycetes; Hypocreales; Cordycipitaceae.
AUGGAGAACCUCAGCAUCUCAGAACCGCCGCCUCAACAGGGAGGAGGGCCAGGCAUAGCGGCGCCCGCGCAGCUGCCGCCGCAAAUGUUUACGACGGCGGCGCAGCUCCUCGACCUGACGGACAAGAAGCUCAUGGUGGUGCUACGCGACGGGCGUAAACUCGUUGGCGUGUUGCGAAGCUGGGACCAAUUCGCCAAUAUUGUCUUGCAAUCCACCACCGAACGCCUCUUUGCCCUGCAACCACCACAGCCCUCCGACGCCGCUCCCUCCGACACAGCACCGCCGCGCGGGCUGUACGCCGACAUCCUGCACGGCAUCUUCCUCGUCCGCGGCGAGAACGUGCUGCUGCUCGGUGAGAUGGACCUGGACCGGGACGACCUCCCGCCCCCGGGGUACGAGCAGGGCGAGGUGGCGCUGGUCAAGCGCCUCGCGGACGAGGCCAGGGCGCGCGAUCGGAGCCGCGACAAGGCGCGCGCGCGUAAGCUGGCCAAGCUGGGCUUUGAGGGUGAUGCUGCGGGCGAGAUUGUUCUCUUGUAA